Clupea harengus (Atlantic herring) is the source of this 6460-nucleotide messenger RNA. RefSeq names its product neurabin-2-like (gene ppp1r9ba). Gene Ontology annotation, biological process: neuron projection development; calcium-mediated signaling; actin filament organization. The record is from RefSeq and is a predicted model, not a curated record. Bases 249 to 1934 code for a protein of 561 amino acids. Gene Ontology annotation, molecular function: actin filament binding. The transcript is spliced from 2 exons. NCBI's taxonomy places the organism in Eukaryota, Metazoa, Chordata, Actinopteri, Clupeiformes, Clupeidae. Gene Ontology annotation, cellular component: postsynaptic density; dendrite; actin cytoskeleton.
AAGAGGAGGGGGCAAGGCGCGCGCAGGACAACGAGUGCAGCGAACGGGAGAGGGCAGGCGUCAGUAGCCCAGUGUGCGAUCGAGGGGGGAAUCGAGAGGGCGAAAACGGGUUGUGGACACAAUGGAUCCUCAAACUGACGUACUGUAGGUAACGGCAGGACGAGCCUUUGAUGAACGCAGGAAAUAAGACGGAGAAGCAAGGGGGGGCUAUGACGUUUCAGCUCAGCCAAAGCAACGUGUGAUCAACCAUGAUGAAAACAGAACCCCCCUCCGCGGCUAGCGCCACCUCUAGCACCUCACUCCGGAGCGCCUCCCCGCACAGGAAUGCCUAUGAGGCGGGCAUGCAAGCGCUCAAGCAGGCCACCGACACCCUGAACAGCGCCGCAAACGGGCAGAACACCAAGGACGGCAAAGCACGUCCCACAGGCAGAGGCCGCCGUUAUGGCUCCAAUGUUUAUCGCAUCAAGAACAUGUUCAUGCAAAUGGAGACCACCCCGGGAAAGGACGACCAGGACCCGGACCAGGACCAGGACCCGGACCAGGACCAGGACCAGGACCCAUCCAGAAUAAGCGACCAGGUGCGCCUGUCCAUCCUGCGAGCCAGCAGUCUGACUGAUAACAUGGACCAUGGUGCCCUGGGGUUCAAGGUUGGCUCCGCUGUCACAGAUCGGGUGAGCCGCUUUGAUGGCAAGGCAGAUGGGAGCACCCCCCUCGGAGCCCCCGCUGGGUACUCCAAGCUGCAGGAGAUGCGGAAGAUCUUUGAGCAACGCACCCAACAGGAGAAGCAGGCGGCCACCAACCGGAUCCUGCUGAAGAAAGAGCGUGCCUCUGGCUUUCAGGAUGGGCGCCUGGACGUUGUGGUGCGCUUCAACGGCAGCACAGAGUCCCUGGACAGCCUGGAGCCGACGACGGCUGGGGGUCCAACUGAGGCUGUGUCACCAACAGUCAGCCAGCUAAGUGCUGUGUUUGAGAAAGCCGAGAUCCGCAACAACGUCCAUCGACCCGCCUCCACCUCCGCCUCUCCGCUGUCCUCGCGAGGGGUCAGCCCCAUCCCAAGCAAACCGCCGCCCCCUCCACCUCCUAGUUCCAAAAUUGCUGCCAAGAAGGUGCGGAUACUCCCCCCACAAGAUGUGCAGCAGGAAGAAGGGGGUCCUCCAGGGAAGGGGCAGGAGGCUGCACCAGGGAGUCCCAGAAACAAAGCCCGAACCCAAGCAGAGAGGGUUAGCUUGAAGGGCCCUCAGAUGGGAGACAAGGCUCCAACAACCCACAGCUUUGCCAAAACAGAGCUGCACAGAGACGCCCAGGACCGACCUGCACAGGAGGUGGGUGCCCGAGCUGCAGAGCCUGAAAAGCUGCUCAAAUCCGAGGAGGACGCAGAUACCGUGGAGGCAGGGAGUAGACUGGUCCAAGCUGAGGUUCACGCUUCUUUAGAGAAUGGUGAGGCCCUUGGGGGCCCCCAGGUGAGGGUCACUGAGGAUGGAGCGGAGAGGCCAGGGACAGGACUGAUGGGGGAGGAGGACGAGAUCGAGGAGGAGUCCCGGAAGGAGGAUUACUCAGAGGGCGACCUAGUGGACAUCAGUGCCUACAGUGGUGUCGGGGAUGACUCAGGAGGCAGCCAGCUGGACGAGGAUGAGGAGGUGGACGAAGACGAGCCCUAUGAGCCUGAGUCCAGCAGCUCUGAGAUCCCUGGCCUGCCCGCCGAGGACGAAGCACCAGCUAACCGCAAGAUAUGCUUCAGCGUCGGACCAAUCACGGUGAGUUUACACACCAGCUGUAUUUACUAUAGCGUUGUCAGCUGUACAUCAAAUAAACGAAGAGUCAGAAACAGUCAGUGCAGUUCGAUAAGAUUUUAUGUGUUUUACUUGGGAGGUGAUAUAUGUGGCAGUGGUUACUAUUGUCGGUUAAGCCUACUGCUCACUGUUAAAGGCAUCUGACAGUUGUGAUUCUGCAUACACUGCAUAGCAGUCCUGCUAGCAUCAAAUGGAGGUCGUGGAGGGGUCAGAAAAGACUUUUGACCGAUGUGAAAUCAAAGCAGGUAGAUAAGCAGGUGGGAUCUUAGAUAGAUGAUGCCUCUGGACCAAAUCUGGCCCUGAUAUGGCAUGAUCCAGCUUGGGUUGCCAUCUUAAACGUGAUCUGUACAUAAUCUGUACAGAUAGUAGAUCUGGAGAGGAAAAAAAACAGCGCUGCAGGUUUCUCACUUUUCCAUGAUGGCACAGAAUGGGUGUGUUUAAGGGUUGAGCUGUCAUCAGCAUUCAUAAGUGGUUGUGUGCGCCAGCUGGUACUAAAUAGUUGAGUAUCUUUGCUUGGCUUGGUCUCUAUGGACAGCAGCAGGAAUCUAUUUUAAUUAUUUACAUGUUUCUUUGCAUUUUUACUAAAGGGAAACAUGAAUUUUCUCCAAAUGCCUCUGACACUCGUAAUCGCUCGCAAUUUCUCACAUGACAAGCUUCCACAAACAGGACAGUGCUAGUUCAUCACUAUGGUUACUCAACCCUUAAGCCAGUGUCUCCUUCUGGGUGGCGAACAUGUGAUGCAUACACCAGUGGCUCUGAAUGUGACGAUUCAGUGCAUGACUAAUUCUUAUACGUGCCACUGCUUACACAUUUAUAGUGAGAUGUUCUUUAUCUGUUGAUGGCAUUGCAACAAACUGAAGGCAGCUAAAAAUGAUGUCUGUGAUUCGUCAUACCUAUAGGAUCUCAGUCAGUCAGCUUUGAUCUCCUCUGUGAAACACUGUGUAAAGGAACAGUGCCCAAUGAUGAGUGCAUCCGGUCUAUUUUAAAAAGGCAACGGUGUCAAUAACAAUGACUUUUAGCCGUUCUCAUAUGUCGGUCAAGUUGCUGUGAUCUCGCCGACCCAACUGGUCCCUGUAGUUUAUGACUCUGACCACGCGGUCUGAUGUGCUCUCAGAAGACUGCUGGCCGCCUGACCGAGCAGUUUGCAGCAGCAGGGAAGCAGUGGCUUGUGAAACUUGCUGUGACACGUCAUGAUUUCGCUGUCACUGAGAGGCUCUUGCCUUCAGUGUCCCUGCCUUGGCAGCAGUUUGGUGACCGUAAAGCUGUUGAGUAAGAGGUCUGAUAAAUAGCCCUUUGGUUUUUUUUCGUCUUUUUUAGCUACCCACAGUAAGUUCCAGUUACUUAUGUAAUCAUAGCUGCUCCACCUGUGAGUAACUCGCUUCAACAGAUUUGGGCUGAGAACAAAAUAGAUGUAGGCGAUGAGAGUUAGCAGAGCUGAGAAUUUUCAACAGCUCGCAGAGUGAUUUGAAAUGACCCCAAACAUUAUUUUCACUCCUCUGUUGUAAUGCAUUUUGGUCUGCUAGUACCACCAUGUGCUGUACUUUGCAUAUCGCAUAUGCAUACUCCUGAAAAUGGAGAAAGCUGAUCCAUGAUUUUCAGGGACGUGUUGAGAUACCUCUCUAGAUGUUUGCUGGAUCUUAAGUGGACCGAGGUCCAGAGCCGGGCCAGAUCUGUUCCAACCCAGUGGGCAUUUUCAUGGAUUCUGCUACAUUAAGGUAGACAGUUGUACUGAAGCAGUUUGGGGCGACCUUGCAUUGUAUCAGCUAGCAUCCUUUUUGCUGUCCUACCUCAUCCUCUUUUGUAAGUAAUACAGUUCCCUGUGAUAGUAGCGCAUAUGCACCGUUCACCCUUCUAUGCCUCCUAAUAUAACAGAGGAAGAUAAAACAGUACUGCGACUACAGGUCACUCGUUCCACUCCAAAAAAGUAAGAGAGAGAGAUGAAGGAAGGGGCAUGAGGGAGACAAGCACUGGCAUUGUGUCUGAGUCACUGGGCUGUCUCCUCUAAAGGCCCUCUUAAGUCUUUGAGGCUUUUGACCAGUGCUGCCCUGGCCCGUCGGCUGCCGCUGCUGCUUGUUUGGUUGUUCCUCCGCCCUUUUGAGUCCAUGAAUGGAGGCUGUGUUCAGCUGGGGGAAUCAGGGAAAAUAAUGUGCAUGAAUUUAAAUGAAUUGUAAUGGUCAAAAGAAGAAAAAAAAGGGAAUUCCAAUGAGAAGCUGCAUUGUGAGAGAAGCGGUGACAAGUGUAAUUAUGGCUGGAUGGAGUCGGACGGAGAGGAGAAAGAGAGAGAUUUACACAUAUUCAUUAGGGCAGAUGCUUUUAUCCAAAGCGACUUACACUACAGUACAGAUAUAACUUUUCGUCAGUGUGGGUGUUCCCUGGGUGUCGGAACACAUGAUCUUGGUGUUGUUAGCACCUUGCUCUACCAGGUAAGCAACAGGAAAAGUAGAUGAUGGGUGAAGAUCAAGCACUGUAGAAAGGAUCCUAAAGGAGCCGGAUCCACACCAGGCCGAAGCCGGAUCUUACACAGAUUUAGCUGCCAUGUAGGGAGACUUGGCCGCAAAGAGAGGACCAAUGCUGUGUGAUAAGUUACUUUUACCUUGUCACAUCUUUGUGGCUUCUGUUUUCUCUGCGGCGCAUCAGGAAAUAUGCGUUGCCCAGUUUAUACUUGGUCUCAGAGCACGACCCAAGUAGCCAUCUGCCAACCAGGAUGUUAUUCUGUCCUUGUGCUUUGACACAAACACAGGUCGCUAAAUGUAGACUAAAUGUUCUUCCCCUUUAACCAAAACACACAGCAUUUUUCUCCCUAUUUUAUAUGUGUAUGAGUUUGUCAUUCUCAAAUGUGAGAAGAAACUCAAUCAGGGUUGCAUUCCCAAAAGCAUCGUUCAACAACCAUGGUUAACUGAUAGAGAGACUACAUUUGAAGACUCUCUCUCAUAGUUAGCACACUCAAAUAUGCUUUUGACAAACUCCGUCCAGAGCAAGAGCAAGACCAAGAGGCCAAUCGAAAAGAGGUCUCACUGUGCCCUUUCCUCACAUAACAUUUGUAUGUUCCCCUACCCAUGCUGUGGCUCAUCAGUCAGUACUGUUUGAGUAUGUGGUUUUAGAAUAGCGUCAUUAGCCUCAGGUCUGUCAUUAGCCUACUUGUCGUGUAUUUCGUCUGUGGGUAGCAUUCCCUCUGGCUUCUCCAGUUGGUCCGACUGGUUUAGAGACUCUCUCUCACGCUUUGGGAUAGAUACAGACAGACGUCUUACCUUGCCUCUUGUGUGUGAUCCUCUACGCUCCAGCUUCUGAAGUUAUGCCUGGAUAGACCAGAGUCCUGUGAGGUGUGUGCAGAAACCACUUACUAAAAAUGCAUACAAAAAAUGUUUGCAUAUAAAUAAUAUAUUCUCGAUAAUGUUAAUGUAUCUAUUGUAUAGACUGCAAGACAUAAUAAAGCACUUCAAAAUGUAUUUAGUGUAAUACAUUUUGUCAACAUAUAUUACCUAAUGUAUGUUAAUAUGGGAUUUCAUAAGCACCUACUGGCAGACAUGUAUACCUUAAAGAGGUAGUGCACCCUUAAAUGUGUUUUUUGAGUUGCAAAGUAAAUUAUCUUGAAACACAUCAAUGCUCGUCUUAAUAUUGUCAAAAUUGGCAUUAGAUGAGUUGAAAAUGACUCAACACGCCAUGUAUUAUUUUAAAUAAUCCAAGAGCAAUGCUGACGUUGAUUCUACCAGUUGGUACAAAUCUGCAUCAUGAUACACAUACAUGGGAAUGGAGUAAACUCUCAGCCCCUCGCCCGCCAUUUAGCAGUGGGUGUUGCUAGGCUCAGAGCUGGGGGGGAACUUACACUUUAAGUAGCCUUACAUGGUUUCAAUACGCAUUGGCUUUGAAUGAAAGAGCCUGCAAAAUGAGUAAAAGUAAAUGACUUGGCAAGGGGUUUAGCCGAGGCUAACAUAAGAGUUUGUGCUGCACACACAGAGAUCCCUCACUUAGACAGUAGUGAUCAGUCUGCUAGUGCUGCUUGAGUGGGAAGAGAAAGUAGGUUGGCCCAGGUGCUAAAAUCAAUACUGGCUACACCAGUGAAAUAUUCAUCUAUCUCAGUUUCUUCAGCAAGACAUUUAGUAUGUGUACAUGUUUGUAGAUGCGGUAGUCACAGUGCCUGGGGUAGUCAGUUAACAUAAUGGAUAGCUUUGAUGUUACUCAGUCAUGUCCCUGUUUUAUCAUGUGGCAGUUUUAAACGUUGUUGCAUUUACAGUGAUGACUCAGUCUUCUUGGUACAAAUUUCAGUCAAACUAUGUUGUUUAUUUAAAUGUAUGUGGGACUAAUAUAAUUAUCCAAGUCACCCUCUUUGGCUUCCACUCUAGUCAGACCUCACCUCAGGAUUUGAAUGCAGAUGCUCUCGAUUAUAGCUGAGUUUUGACUUGGACUGUGUCGCAUACAGUGAGGCCAGCUUGAGGACGGUUGCUGGCUCAGACCGUUGGCAUAGUAACGUUGCCUCGGGUGACGCACCAUGUUUAAGCUUUGUGACAUCAUCAAGGUUUUUUAACUGGGCUGGUUUGAAUACCAUCAUCAUGAGUAGACAGCAGUAAUGAUGAAGGGUCAGCGUGCUCUCAGUGGUCAGUGUUUCGAUGCCCUCAACACACAUUAUCAUGAUGCACUGGCCUACUGUCUCUGGCUGUCCUCUCCAGUCUUCU